Molecule: messenger RNA, 3204 nt
Organism: Anopheles bellator
Lineage: Eukaryota; Metazoa; Arthropoda; Insecta; Diptera; Culicidae
Product: RNA exonuclease 1 homolog
Exons: 8
Coding region: 48-2981 (977 amino acids)
Cellular component (GO): nucleus
Molecular function (GO): exonuclease activity; metal ion binding; nucleic acid binding
Source: RefSeq, a predicted model, not a curated record
UUUGUUGCUAGUUAUUCUGUGACGGAUUGCCUUGCCGACAGCAAACGAUGCUACCAGCGACGGGAUUGUUCCGGACCAUCAAUUGUCCCUUCUACGAGCGAGAUUUUUGCACCCGGCCUUAUUGUCAUUUCAAGCACGCCAAACCGGAAAUUCCGGUUGCCACUUACAAAGCGACUCCGAACUUGUUACUCAAUCAAGCACAGACAGGUGCAGAAUCGUCCGAUCCUAGUGAAGCUGUCUUGCGCAAGAAACCAAAAUUAGAAUACAUCCCGGUUUCUACCGUUGCUCCGAAGUACGUUCCGGCUUCAAGGCUUCAAUCAACUAGCAAUGUUGAAAAGUCGGACGAAAACAUCGCACAGGAUAGCGAUGAACUAGCAAAACCGAACGCAGAACAAAAUGGUUCUGUUGAAAAAUUGGGCGAAACUAGCGAUAUCGAAGAAGCCACGACCAACGAAAAGACAAUCACCCGUCUUGAUAAUGGAACAACGAAUGGUAGUGUUUCGAGUGGCCAUGAUUCUGCUGGAGACAAAAAGUCCACCGAAGAAGACAAGCAGCGUUGUUCUUCGAAACAUUCUUCCAGAAGGGAAAGCGAUCGGAAGACCGACUCCGGUCACCGACACAGUUCAAGUUCCCAUCGUUCAUCAUCGUCAGCGGCGGACAAAAAGCAUAGAUCAUCGGAAUCAUCGUCCAGCAAAAGGCACGUCAGUAGCAGCAGCAGCAACAGCAGCAGUAAAAACAAACAUCGCGAAAAGGAUAAAGAAAGCUCGAGAAGUCACUCAUCAAAGCACUCCUCCGACAAAAAGGACCGUCACCAUGGGUCCUCGGACCGCAAGCAUAAAACAACCUCUUCAUCUACUAGCUCUAGCAUCGGCAGUAGCAGCAGGAAAACUGGCAGCAGCCGCAGUGGCAAAAGCAAAGAACAUCACAAAUCCACAUCAUCGUCGUCAUCGAGAACGUCCUCUACGUCGGCUGAGAAAGCUUCACCGAUCGUGGAAGAGAAAAUGCGCCCUUCGGAGGAUGAGAUCUAUCAGGAACUGAUCAACAAUCCACCGAGCGAUAUCGACAGUGAUGACGAUGACAUCAUUGAGCAGUGUAAAUUGAUUUUUGAAGAGUACCAACCAGAAGUGCAGAAACACGAAACGAAGGAAUUGGAAUCGAUAAACGGACAAAUCGAUUUGAUAGCCAUGUUGGCAGAAUCGAAGACGAAUUACGAUGACAAUCGGAAGAAACGGGUCGCCUACGAUGGGGCCAGCACAUCUAAGUUAUUGCCUGUGGUGGAGAAGAAAACCAAUCACAUUCAGAACGCUAUUAAGUCCAUCUAUCUGCGUCGGGAAAUCGUUCGAAAGCAGCAAGAAGAACUGGCAGCGCGAAAACAAGCAGAAGAGGAAAUGAAACGCCAAAUCGCAGAAGAAACGCGCAAAGCUAUGGCAAAACUUGCAACACCACCAGCUCCAGCGGUUAAUGGAUCGCCAGUGUUACCGAUCAGUCCGAACAGAUUCUAUGCUUCGCCGCCAGAGACUAGUAGCUUCAGUAUGCCCAAAAGCCGAUUCACUCCCGCUGUUAAUGUGCUUGCUUUCCAAAAGGCAAAAGAAAAGAUAGAUCAACUGAAGAAGAACCAAGCGGUGCGAACACCGGCACAGACGGCAUCGAAGGUGGGAGGACGUGUGGCACACGCAAGCGCAGCCACCGUUUCUGCAGCGGUCACUCAGACUCCUCAAGCACCGCCUAUACUUGAACCGACUUCAAGCAAAAUAUCAUACAACAUUCGGAUGCAGUAUUACGGAUUGAUGGUGAAACACUGCCUCAACAUAUAUCCAAAUUGUGAAGAUGCUUGGGAUCGUGCCCAAACGGAAGAAUUGGCCGUGAUGAAGAAGUGUAGCACAGCGAUGAUCUACAAAAGCAGCGCCCUACUAACGAUCAACAAACUACGCAAAGAGGUUAUCGAGACGGGCAACGCGGCAGCCGAAAAAAACAAAACCGUAUCUCACGAUGUGAUACUUGCGGGCAAAAUGGUUAACAAUAUUUCUUGGAGUGUCAACAAGAAACUAAAAACGGACGUCAGAACCUCGGCAUACACCAUUGACAAUGCGCCCGCAACCAUUGCUUAUAAAAUGAUUCACGAAUGCAUGCUUACGGAGGAGCAACUCCGCUCUAAUGGAUUUCCCCGGGCGACUGAUGUGCCGGGGAAGGCCAAAAUGUACACCACCAAACCGUCUAGACCACCGAACGAUAAUGAACGCUACUGUUCCCGUUGCGCGAAGGUUUUCAAUUUGGAGUUAUACGACGAGCCGCAGGUGGACACGUGCAUCUAUCACCCGAAGAGCACCUGCUAUCGUCGCGGAUUUGCAGACAACCUGCAUAACUGCUGCCAGCAGCCGUCCGGGACGCCUGGUUGCAUGUACGCCAACUAUCACGUCUCUAGCUACUUGGACUACGAAGACCUACACGGUUUCGUAAAAACGAUCGCUCCGUCUGAGGGCUACGAGCCGACCAAGCGAGAUGUAUUCGCGCUUGAUUGCGAAAUGUGUUACACAACCGGUGGCCUUGAACUGACCCGCGUCACGGUGGUUGAUAUCAACGAGAAGACUGUCUAUGAUACACUCGUCAAACCCUUGAACCGGAUCGUUGACUAUAACACACGAUUUUCCGGUAUCACGGAGGAGAUGCUACGAUCGACGAAAACCACGCUGUGCAACGUGCAGGCCGUCUUACUGUCCAUGUUCAACUCGGAAACAAUUCUGGUCGGCCACAGCUUGGAAAGCGAUUUCCGGGCACUGAAGCUCAUACACGACGUCGUCGUGGAUACUUCUGUGCUGUAUCCGCACAAGAUGGGACCACCGAAGAAGCGCGCCCUCAAAACUCUUUGCAUCGAGAAUCUGAAGAAGAUUAUUCAGGAAAAUGAUGCUGGGCACGACAGCGCAGAAGAUUCAGUUGUCUGCAUUCAGCUUAUCAAGCACUAUCUACGAAAUCGUAUUUUGUGAUUUUCGUGGCCCAAAUUAUUCAGAAAAAAAUUAGCAAAUGCCAGUAUACCACCAUCCAAAGUCGGUUUUUCUUUCUUCCGAGCGGAUCACAUGCCACUGGAAGACGAUCUUGACGCAUCUCACCACAGAUAUUUAUUAUUAUAUUAUUUCUAUUGUUAACUUACACGUCAUAGGUGACCAUUUUACAGACAAAUUUUCAUCCCACUUAUUGCCUUAUUUAAAC